GAGAAGAGAGGAGGACAGUGAGGAUUAACUGACAAAUAUGAAAUGAAGCAGAUGAACACAGGUCACAACAGGGACUGAAUGACAGGAGCAGCGUGAAGAUUAGGACCACAUUUAGAAUCAGGAGUCAGCUUCUUGACAUUCAAACAGAUUUACCACGACACUCAACAAAAGGCACCUGUUGGUGGUUGGACGGGAGUUGGCAUUUUUUUCUCUCUGACUCAGGAAGACCCGAGUUGUCGCCUUUUGACUCGCACUGCCAUCAGCCAUGGGCUCCUUGAUAUGGGCCUGCAUCACUGACUUCUUCACCUACGAGACCACCAAGUCUGUGGUGGUCAAGAGCUGGUCUGUGGGCAUCAUCAACCGGAUCGUGCAGCUGCUCAUCAUCACAUGUUUUGUCGGCUGGGUCUUCAUCUACAAGAAAGCUUAUCAGGUGAAUGACACCGGCGUCGAGUCCUCUGUGAUGACCAAAGUAAAAGGCUUUGGUUACCAUAACAACCGUGUGCUGGAUGUGGCCGACUACGUCUUCCCGCAACAGGGUGCAGGUGUGUUCUGCAUCAUGACCAAAAUCAUCAUCACUGAAAAUCAGUUCCAAGGAAAAUGUGCAGAGAAUAUAGAGAUGUUCAGUUGUGAGACAGAUGAAGAAUGCCACAAGCAUUUUGGUUCCGUCCUUGCCAAUGGAGUAAUAACAGGUGUUUGCCUGAAGUCCUUCAAUCAAACCAAGGGUCAAUGUGAGAUUGAAGGAUGGUGUCCAGCUGAGAACGACAAAGUGACAGUCAAACCGAUGCUGAAUGUGAAAAACUUCACCAUUUUCAUCAAAAACAGUAUUCGCUUUCCACUCUUCAAUGUCACCAGAGGGAACUUUCCCUCCUCAAUGAAUGCGUCACAGAUCAAGAGGUGUACCUACCAUCCGGAGACGAACCCCUUCUGCCCCAUCUUUCGGGUGGGGGACGUGCUGAGAUACACCGGGCAGACUGUGGAAAACCUGGCACACAAGGGUGGAGAAAUAGGAAUAAACAUUCAAUGGAUUUGUAACUUGGACCUGGACAUUAAGAAUUGUGUGCCUCAGUACUCUUUCACGCGGCUGGAUGCACCGUUUGCCAAGAAUGCUGUCUCUAAAGGAUACAACUUCAGAUUUGCCAAAUAUUUCAAGACAGAGAACGGGACUGAAUUUCGGACACUUCACAAAGCUUAUGCAAUCCGCUUUGAUGUUAUGGUCACGGGCAAUGCAGGAAAGUUUGAUACUAUCCCAACACUGAUCAACUUGGUAGCUGCCUUCACCUCUAUUGGACUGGGUACGGUUCUCUGUGACGUUAUCUUACUGAACUUCUUGAAAGGAGCAGAGCAGUACAAAGCCAAGAAAUUUGAAGAGGUGUCAGAGGCUCAGAUAGAAGCACCCCUCACUCAGAGCCCAGGGAGCCAGCUGUCACUCAGGCCAGGUAUCAAGAGCUCAUAUGACUCUGGGGCCCUUUCCCUCGCUACUUCUGACCAACCUAUCUGACUGACAACAACAACAACAACAACAACAACAACAACAACAACAACAACAACAAUAAUCUGAAGAGAUGGACAUUUCUCUUUCUCCCUCUGUCCCUUUACCUUAUCGCCUCCCAAGAGAUUCAUUAUGCCUUUUCUGGAUGUCAGGAUCCUGCUGUAAGUUUUAGUUUGGCAAGUUUAUGGAAUUGAAUAAAUAUGGACAACCUUGCUGCCAGCUUCACAAUUUCACAGCUCAAAGUGGGAGUCAGAAGAAAAGAACUUUGGCCUUGUAGCCCAUGACAGUGACUGGCACACUGGAGCCUUUUGGUUAGCAACACUGAAGCAAAGUUCCCCCCAAGAAAGAUUUAUGGUGAAAUUCAGUGAAUGGCGAAUGAAGCUUUGUUAAAACUACAGUCAUUAAACUCAGAGGGAAACACACAGUAAUAAAAAUGGUAUUUUAUUAUAAUCUAUUUCAUUGUACAGCAUUUUACUACAAUAAACUGUAACCUCCUGUUAAUGCUAAUGAAGCAAAUUAUUGUUAAACUGAAUAAAUCUCAUCUAAUUUCCAGUUAUCUUUGCUCAGAUGAGCCAGAAAUCUAAAAACAAUAUGAAAAUCAAUAUGUAAUUAAGAAAAACCACUGCUGAGAAUAAAACUAUUUGCAUUUUU
Seriola aureovittata is the source of this 2140-nucleotide messenger RNA. It is a transcript of the gene p2rx3a, whose product is annotated as purinergic receptor P2X, ligand-gated ion channel, 3a. Gene Ontology annotation, cellular component: plasma membrane; nuclear inner membrane. Bases 266 to 1498 code for a protein of 410 amino acids. The record is from RefSeq and is a predicted model, not a curated record. Gene Ontology annotation, biological process: monoatomic cation transmembrane transport; response to ATP. The transcript has 12 exons. Lineage: Eukaryota; Metazoa; Chordata; Actinopteri; Carangiformes; Carangidae. Gene Ontology annotation, molecular function: purinergic nucleotide receptor activity; extracellularly ATP-gated monoatomic cation channel activity; ATP binding.